Paramecium tetraurelia is the source of this 1226-nucleotide messenger RNA. RefSeq lists its product as uncharacterized. The transcript has 6 exons. The record is from RefSeq and is a predicted model, not a curated record. Lineage: Eukaryota; Ciliophora; Oligohymenophorea; Peniculida; Parameciidae.
AUGAAGGUUAGCAUAUUAGUGUUCAUCUUACUUUCUUGCACAUUUGCAAAAUAGUUGUAUGAUGUAAAAAAAUCAUAUGUCACUCCUGUGAAUGAAAUCAAUUUUGAGAAAUAAAUUAACAAAAUCAGACAAACAACAAAAUAUGUUACUAUCGUGCAUUUCUAUAAAUACUCAGAUGGAGAAAGUAGAUCAUUUGCACCAAAAUAUGAUGAAUUUACAAAUGAAUAUAAAGGUAUUUUCAGAAUAGCCUCAUGUGAUUGUGACGAAGCUGAAAAGAUUUGUUAGAAAGAGAGUGUCUCAAAAUUCCCCACAUUUAGAGUAUAUCCUCCAUAUCCAGUUCCAGCAAUUGAUUAUGAGGGUCCUCUUGAAAUAGAUGGAAUCUUGAAAUUGGCUACAAAAUAUAUCCACAACAAUGUUAUCGAAAUUACUGAAGCUAACAUUAACACAUUUAUCAAUGAAAACCCUACAGUUCCUAAAGUGCUAUUAUUUAGUGAAAAGAAAGGAUUCCCAUUAGUUUUCAAAGGAUUGAGUGUCGAAUUUGAGAAAAAAUUAUCAUUUGGUAUAGUGAGAUCAUCUGAAAAGGCCUUAUUGGAUAGAUACAAUAUCAAAGCAUUCCCUAAGUUGUUACUUGUAAAGACUAAUGAAAAAAAACCAUUCCCAUAUACAGGAGAAUAUAAAUUCAAGCCAAUGUUUGAUUUCUUGAAUGUUCACAGCGAAGUCUUCGUACCAGGAGGUGGAUCUUCUUCUGAUAGUGCUGCAACAAAAGAAUGGAUGAUGCAAGUUGUUCCUUAAUUACAUCAAAGAUCUGCAAAUGAUAUCUGCUUAAAGGUUGAUAGUGCUAUUUGUGUAAUCUUAUUGAACAAUGGAGAUAAACCAGACAAUGGAUUGGUAGAUGAAUUGAAGAAAUUGAACUAAUAAUACGAGAGACAUAUCAAUAGAGGAACAGUUUUCAAAUUUAUGUGGUUAGACGCAAAGACAGAAUCAAAAUGGGGUUAAACAUUAGAAUUCUCAGGUGAACCAAAAAUAGUGUUAUUGAAUCCAACUAAAAGAAAGCGAUUUGCUGUUCAUGAUGGUGAAAUGACAUUUGAAGGAAUAUAAAGAACUCUAGAGAAGUUGAUCAGUGGAGAUCUCAAAUUCAAAAAUUUAGGAGAGUCAUUACCCGAUUUUGUGAAAAUUGAUUUGUGAAUAUUGUUAAUUAGCUUAUCAUUAAUAUUUAUUUAUAAUGU